This is a messenger RNA of Notechis scutatus (mainland tiger snake), 4892 nucleotides long. It is a transcript of the gene TRIB2, whose product is annotated as tribbles pseudokinase 2. The record is from RefSeq and is a predicted model, not a curated record. Gene Ontology annotation, molecular function: protein kinase activity; mitogen-activated protein kinase kinase binding; ATP binding. Gene Ontology annotation, cellular component: nucleus. Lineage: Eukaryota; Metazoa; Chordata; Lepidosauria; Squamata; Elapidae. Gene Ontology annotation, biological process: protein phosphorylation; regulation of MAP kinase activity; positive regulation of proteasomal ubiquitin-dependent protein catabolic process.
GAGCGCUGCGCCGCGGUGAGGAGCGGGCAGUCAGCCUGUGCGCGGGGUCCGUGGAACGUCGGAACCGCCGCCGCCGCUUCUGACCCCCCCCUCCCCGAGUAGGGAGGCACGGCGAGCUGAAGAAAGACUCUUAGCCCCGUGAGUAGCCUAUUCGUACAUGGUGAAGAAGAGACGAUGGCUUGCUGAAAGGGAUUGGCUCGGCCAUCCCUUUCCUCCCCACUCCUCCUCCUCCUCCCUCUUCUAAGGAAUAAAGAACGGCGCCUGCAAUAGACAGUGGUUCGCAUUGAAGUGGCUGCAUCGCCUGCCUUCUUCCUAGUCUGCAUCUCAGGAGUCUGGGGAAAAGGGGCCGAGAAGAUCGUCGGGAGGGUGAUUUUUCCCCCUCUUCUCUCUCUCUCUUUUAUCUCCCCGUCCUUUGUGGUCUUUUUUUUUUUUCUUUUCUUUUCUUUUUGUUUGCAUGUGCAACUGCACUCCAACCAUCCGGGGGAACGACGAAGGAAGAGCGGACGUCGUCUCCAGGCCAAUGGAAAGCUAAAGAGCAUCGAUUUCUUCUUGUCCUCGCUUGCACUUUUCCGUCGGAUCAAAGGAAGCGCAACGCCACCAAUUCAACGCGCUCUUCUUGCAGCUCCUGGAGCCUUCAUUAUCCCGGUUAAGGAGCGGCGCUUCUUUUUUUUUUUUAAUUUUAGUUUGGGAAACGUUUUUCUUUUUCUUUUUUCUUUUCUUCCGCCGAAGAAAAAACAUUUUUCUAUUCUUCGAUAUUCGAAGAAACCCGGCUCCCAUCCAACGGCGGGCUUCCCCACACCGUUAAGCGGAUGCUUCUCGGCCAUCCCGCUGAAGUUAAAAUAACUCGGCUGCUAUUUUUUUUUUAAAUUAAUAUUAUUUAUUUGUCUUGGGUUGCUUCUCUGAAUAUAGUCCUUUCCACGAGAGGGGGGAAAAAAAGAGAUCAGACGCCCCCUACAGUUUAAAGCAGGUUAUUAUUAUUAAUUUUUUUUUUAAAAAAAAAACCUAUUGGAAAAAGCAAGAAAGAGCAAAAAAAAAAAGAAACGCCCGUCGUUCAAAUAACCCGCGUGAAGAUUUCCACGCGAGUCGGAGUGGGAAUCGGAGACUGAUAUAACGAUCCCAGAUGUUUGGAUAUUAAAACCACGCGGCGUUUCUUUGGUGGUGGGCGGGGGUGAAGGAGGCUCCGCUUUCGCUCAGUUCGCUACUUUGCAGGACUUUUUUUUUUUAAAGAGUGAAGAGGUCGGCAACGUCGCAAUCGAAGGCGGCGGGGAGAAGCGCUGGAUUGAUCGACGCCCCCCCCCUUCCCGCUCCCGACGCCCCCUUUUUCCCAGCGACGAGAGCCGGUCCUUUCCCCUGCUGCUUCGCGCCGCGAAACCGGACUGUAGAUCCUUCCAAGAAACCUGCCCUCCCAGCGCUCUUUUUUUCCCCCCCUUACCACCACAGCCACGAAAGGGGGCCUGAUCGCACCAAAAGAAUUGGGAGGGGAGGGAGAAAGGAAAGAAAAAGGAAGAAAAUUGGGAGGGGGGGGCAUUUCUUGGGAGGGAUUGUUCUCCAUCCCCAUGAACAUACAAAGGUCAACCCCAAUCACGAUAGCGCGGUAUGGAAGACCUCGGAAUAAAACCCAAGAUUUCGACGAGCUCUCGUCUAUAAGACAGACUGAAUCCAGCCAGAGUUUCAGCCCCAACCUUGGCUCGCCGAGCCCGCCAGAGACUCCGAACUUGUCGCAUUGCGUUUCUUGCAUCGGGAAAUACUUAUUGCUGGAGCCUCUGGAAGGAGACCACAUUUUCCGGGCCGUGCAUCUGCACACCGAGGAGGAGCUGGUUUGCAAGGUGUUUGAUAUCGGCUGCUACCACGAAUUACUGGCGCCAUGUUUUUGCCUGCCUCCUCACGACAACAUCAACCAAAUUACCGAAGUCAUUCUGGGAGAGACGAAAGCCUACGUGUUCUUUGAGCGGAGCUAUGGGGACAUGCAUUCCUUUGUUCGUACCUGCAAGAAGCUGAAGGAGGAAGAGGCAGCCAAGCUGUUCUAUCAGAUAGCCUCCGCUGUAGCACACUGUCACGAUGGCGGGCUGGUCCUGAGGGAUCUCAAGCUGCGGAAAUUCAUUUUCAAGGAUGAAGAAAGGUCUAGAGUGAAACUGGAGAGCCUUGAAGAUGCUUACAUAUUGCGAGGAAAUGACGACUCCCUUUCUGACAAGCAUGGAUGUCCAGCCUAUGUGAGCCCAGAAAUCCUGAACACCAACGGCAGCUACUCCGGCAAAGCAGCGGACGUGUGGAGUCUAGGGGUCAUGCUGUACACAAUGCUAGUGGGACGCUAUCCGUUUCAUGACAUUGAACCCAGUUCUCUCUUCAGCAAAAUCCGCCGUGGCCAGUUCAGCAUUCCAGAGACUUUGUCCCCCAAGGCGAAAUGCCUUAUACGUAGCAUCCUGCGCCGAGAGCCCACAGAGAGGCUGACUUCGCAGGAAAUUCUGGACCACCCUUGGUUUUCCACAGAUUUUAAUGUGUCUAAUUCAGGAUACGGUGCUAAGGAAGUAACAGAUCAGCUGGUGCCUGAUGUGAACAUGGAAGAGGAUUCAGAUCCAUUUUUUAACUAAGCAUCAGGACUUGUAAUGGGUAAUGCAUGGUCCAGAAAGGACAACGUGUGAAGGGAGACCUUUCUGAAAACGCAGAAUCAUAUCUCUCUAUCAUCCUGGCAUGAUAGCAAAAAAACAAACAAACCCGGACCUAUUUGGAGGAAGCUUUUGUUUUGAUUUUUUUUUAAGGCUGGAGAAGGAGCGCUCAAGAACCAAUGUAGCCCAUGAAUGGUUAAACAGGAGGAAUUGUUGCUAUCAGGUUAGACCGACAUCGAAAAACAAAAAAGGAGGAGGCAGCAGCACGGAGCAGCUGUAGCUUCUCGUCUUUAUAUGGAGCCAAGGACACUGCACACCCAACGUUUCUGAGGCAGCCACUACUACACCACUCCUGAUUCCAUUUCAUUCAAACACUUACGAUUCCCAGUGGACAGGAACUCUUGCAUUUUGGCAUCGCACUGUUAGAUAAUUUUAAUUUCAGUCCUUAUUCAGGGAAGGUACAAUUAGCUAUUAUUUUGUUCCUUGGUUUCCUGUUUUCAGAAUCAGAUGUUUGCCAGUGGGCUUCAUCUUCAGGAAGGUGGGUGGGAAGUGCACAAAGGAAAAUAUGAGAACUGAAUGCUAAACAAGGUUUUGGAACAUGUCUCCGAAUUCCUAGUUUUAAAUUGACAGAUAUAAGUUAACCUUUUUUGGGAGGGCGGGGGAGUAAUGAUGUUUGGAAUGUUUUUAUUUCUUUGGAGGGGAAAAAUUCUCUCCUAAUUAGUUGUAUUCAGAUGUUCUCAUCAGAACCUUCAGAAGACUCUUUGAUCUAGUGAGGGCAAGUUUGAUGAUGGAGCAGUCCCUCUCCGCUUGCCACUUGAAGGGAUACUCCUAGAAAAUUAUACAAGAAACUAUACACAGUAAAAUAAAUCUGUAGCGAUGACUCUCCCCACCUUCUAUCGAUAGCAGUGUCCACUGGAUCAAAGAGCUUUCUAUAAGCGGAGUAGAUGCGGCUGAAUACAAAAGCCGUUGGUUUUGGUGGGCUUGUUUUUGGGUUAGAGCUUUUAUUGCAGGGAGCCAGAAAUCGGACUUUCUCACCAUGCUAGCAAAAGACUCUAGAAUUGUCUUCUUUGAUUAUUCAAAGACUGUUGAAAUACUGGCUUUUCACCUUGACCCACUGCAUAUCAAGUUGACCAGGUUGGGGCCAGAAGGAUCUCCUUUGGAUUAUUCAAAGAAGGAAACACAUUUGAUCUUAGAACCAGCUAAGUCUCUACAUGAUGACCUGAAUAUGAACAGAAGGUGGAUCUUUCAGAAGCAAGAAGCAUAUGCCACCUACCCCUGCCCCAAAUAUCUUGGUAAGGCAGUGGCUUAGGUUCUUUUGCUUUCAUUUUUGACUUGCAAACAAGGAUGCUCUUUUAUUUUUCUGUUUAUUCACCUGUCAAUAAGCUGAACAUUGCUGGGACACAAACCUAUCUCCUGAAAACUACAUUGUAAUAUGCACCUUUUUUAUUGUCAAGAUUUUAUUUAUUGAUGAAUCUGUCACAGUUGUGAUGAAUUUAAGCCAGUACUUCAAUUACGGGUUGACUUGGGGUGACAUGUUACAUGCUGUAGUUAACAAACUUGUAUUUCUCUUCAGGUAUUCCUGUCCCUAACUGACAUAUUUUAAACCCGCCCACCCCUCCUUCCCUCCUGCAAUUCCACCCCUUUGUUAAAGCUUUCAUGUUGAUUUAGACUGGCAAAUGAUUUUUAUUAACUGCUUUUUAUAUUGCUAUAUGACAUUGGAGGAAACAGCGGAAAACCAACACAUCUUUUUUUUUUUUUUUUGGCAUAGCUAUUUGUGUUUCCAGUACCUCAGCUGUUCUGAUGUUACUGCCUGUAUGCGUUUUUGUGAAGUGGUCCUGUUUUUUGGAUAGGUACAUGUGGACUCUGUAGUUUGUAAAUGUUACUUGAAUUUUGUGCUUAAUUAUAGUCUGUGGCAUGUGCGUACAGCUACUUGGCAUUUGACGUAUGAAUGCUCUUCGCCUGCCCUGUGGGAAGGUUUUGAUCCCACUCCCCGAGAUGAUGGUUCAGAGUUCCUUAUCAAGAGACAAAUCUGCAGCUAACCGGCCUUGCUUCUAUUUUGGUAUCUGAGAAUAUAAAAGAGUAAUGUUUUUACACUCUGAAGAUGGUGCUGUGUUGAGGGACUUCUUCUUCUUUUUUUUUUUUUAAAGCAUUUAUUUUAUAAACUCGUAGGAAGAAAGAUUGGUGAUGUGCAUGGUGGGAUUUUACUGCCUCUGGUGCUUUGUCUUGUAUUUGGUUUUAUGUUUUUGUCCUAAUCUCUUCAAUAAACAAAAUUGUGCAUAUUUAACUAAA